AUGUCGCUGCUUCACGCCGUUGCAAUUGGAUCUUCGGUUGUCAUCAGCACAAUUUUUACGGCGAUCGCGCUUUUUACAGAUGGUGAGUUGAUAUUAUAUCAUGUUUGGAUUUUCUCCUGUCGACCUCCAAUCUUCGAAACUGUUCUCCAGAGGAGUUCUUCCAAUUGCAAAAAAAUCUCAAGAUUAAGUUCAUCGAAAAAUAUUAAAGUUGGUACUUCAACUAAGCUCUUCAAAUUUUGAAUUUUGAAAGAUGAUCGCGAAAAUUCGAGAAAAAAACUGUAUUUCAAAAAACCUUUCAAAAAAUCGUCAGCGGGAAAUGAAGUUUGAAAUGCUCUGACUUCAGGCUGGCUUUUCGUUGAAGGAGUUUGUUACGGAGACUACUGCACUGGUGAUAUCGGCUUAGGACUCACUCCUUACCCUGGCGGCGAGUAUAUGGUGGGAAACUUGAAAAUAUUAAAAAAAUAAAGAUGAAUUCAUGAAAAAAAGUUGAUAAAACGAAUUUCGGUCCAGUUUGUGUUUGAGGUGAAGAGCUUAGAGAACAUUUUCAAGAGUUUAUUGAUCCCUGGGCUCUAGAAGCAUACACAAAAUAGAUACAUGUUGUAAGGCCAACAGAUCUUUCUAUAUCAAAAUGCUUCCAUAGAUUUCUUCGAAAAAUUAUGCGGGUUACCAAUAUAGUCUGUGUGCCACGACUUGAAAUUUCACGGAACGACAUUCCGCUGUUUCGCUGCGUGUGUUCGCGAAGCGUCUUUCGAAUCUAGGUCACGGUUCCAAUUGAUUGUUAUUGCUGUGGUAGCAUAUGAAAGUAGAGUACCUUAAGAAAAGAAACAAAAAAUUAGAAGCGCGACCAAGGUUCGCAAAGGCGCGCAGCGGCACAGCGGAAUGUCGUUCGAAGAUGUGGUACACAGGUUAUACCACUUUCGCGCUUAUUUCUAUUUUUCUUACAACGUUAGUAUUUCUGUCAUAGCCUAUUCACGCCUGACGUUUUUUCCUGAAUUUGGUAUUUUAUUAAAAUUAUUUCAUUAGUUUUUAAAUGUCAUAUUACUCUACAGCAACUCAAAAAAAAUUGAAUAAAACAUGAGAUGAUAUAUCAAAGACAAAUGAAGAGUUGCUACAACCGAACUUUGCCACAAAAGUUGGACUGCCAGUUCGCUGCUCCUAGCCACCUGGGAAUGAGCUUUGUUUUUUCCAGAUUUUUUUUAUUAUCAAUAAUCGAGUCAUUCUUUCUUGCAUAGCACGCUUUUUUGUUUCUCAAACUGGCUCGAGUGUUUGAAGAUUUCACAGCAGUUUCUCACUCAAAACGUUAGCCAAAAUACUUCAAAAUAAAAAUUAGCCUUGUAGCGAUACUUUGCGCCCUGUUCUACUGGUCAAUUCAAAAGUUCCCUCUGAACAAACUAUAAACAACAUAAAACAGACUGUGACAUCUGAAAGUUUUUUUGCCGCACGGCGUCUCCAUAUCCGUACGAGUAAAUGGGGACAACUGAAGGAAGACCUUUAGGUUCAAAAAUUUGAUGACAGCAAAACGAUAAAUCGAAUUGCUAACACAGGAAACGCAACUGCCUGAUUGGUUGUUGGCUACUUGUUGGUUGAUGUACUUCACUUUCGCAAUCGACUUCAUUUGCUUGAUUGUGACGGCUGCAUAUGUGUAUGACACAAAAAAUCUCAGAAAUUCAAUGUAUCGUUACAGUUUUUCCGUUUUCAAUGGAAGCGUGAAAAUGGAGAAGAUGGUCCUUUUAUUAACUUCUGGUGUUACCGCCGUCACAGCUCUGCUCGGUCUGAUUGCUUUCGUCGUUUUUGAAGCUGGUUACGGUGGCCUUGACGGCCUCAUCAAAGAAUAUGUCAAGGUAUAUUGAUUUUUAUCUCGAAGGAUGUUCAACCUAAAAUCUGAAAGAAUGAGCUAAAAAGUUUUGAAUAAAAUCCAAGACAGCAUACGUCGUCAUAUAAAGUUAUAUAUCAAAGUUUUUUUAUAAACGAAAAAACAAUCCUGAGUAACUGAGAGCGAGUUUCCAUUCCGAGAUAAUUUUCCUAGCAUUUUCUAAAGCCGAUUCAUCUUAAAAAGUGGGAUGAAAAAAUGGCUUUUCAGCUCGGUUUCUCGUCGUUCAUGCAACUCGUUGCUUUUCUCUUUGCAAUCAUCGCGUGUGCAAUCAGCAUUUUCCGCGUCUGCGUCGUCGAGGAUCAAGAAUAUUGA
Caenorhabditis auriculariae is the source of this 2185-nucleotide messenger RNA. NCBI's taxonomy places the organism in Eukaryota, Metazoa, Nematoda, Chromadorea, Rhabditida, Rhabditidae. The record is from the annotation of a GenBank genome assembly.